AUGAUUACUGAAGGUAUAAUCACGAAGAGAGUCGUUAGUUCUGAUUUAGCUAGACUGUUCGACCCACUUGGGUUAUUAGCUCCAGUAAUAGUCAAAGCAAAGAUAUUCAUACAACACUUAUGGCAGUUGAAUUUAUCUUGGGAUGAACCACUUUCUACAGAUCUUCGUACAACAUGGUCAACAUUUAGAGAAAACUUAACUACUCUUCAAGAGAAGGACCAGCCGGUAUUUUUGUGGACUGAUUCAGAAAUUGUGUUGUCUUGGAUUAACUCACAGUCCUCAUCAUUUCAAACAUUUGUAGCUAACAGGGUGGCAAGAAUUCAAACUUUAACUCUGUCUGAACAGUGGCGACAUGUUAGGUCAAAGGACAAUCCAGCUGAUGUAUUAUCAAGAGGACUUUCAGCAAGGGCGUUGUCAACAUGUGCACUUUGGUUUCAAGGACCGUUCUUUUUGCAUGGAAGGCAGGAAGUAUGGCCACCAAGGUUUUCAUCAUCAUUACAAGUUCCAGUCGAUCUGGAGAAGAAGAAGAUUGUAGCUGUAGCAACUCAAAGCAAUGACGCAGAUUUCAUAUACAGGAUUCAGCACAAGAAUUCAUUUAAGACGUUACAAAAGAUAGUAGCAUAUGUUCUUAGAUUCACUAACAACGCAAGAAAAUCAAAGGAGUCACGUGGCACACAUAUAGUACUUAGUGCCAACGAAUUGGAUGCAGCAUUAAUAACUAUAAUAUGUCACAUUCAAGGUAAUGAUUUUCAUGAAAAAAUCAAACAACUGAAGAAACAAGGCAAUGUUGAUAAAUAUAGUUCAAUCAGUAGUUUAUCUCCAUUCAUUGAUAAUGCAAAUGUUCUUAGAGUAGAAGAACGCUUAGAAGCCUCAUCAUUACCAUACGACUCUAAACACCCAAUGCUGAUCCCAUACAAUGAUCCAUUGGCAAAAUUAUUAUUCGUGAUGUUCCAUGAAGAAAACAAGCACUGUGGCCCGCAGGCACUAUUGAGUAUAAUCCGACAACGUUUCUGGCCGAUUAAAGGUAAAUCAACAGCCCGAGCAACGGUUCAGCGAUGCAUUCGAUGCAACAAAGCACGUCCGCAACUAUGCCAACAAAUUAUGGGCAAUUUACCAGAACCAAGAAUAACUCCUGCAAGACCUUUCAUUAAUGCUGGUGUAGACUAUUGCGGACCAUUUUGGAUCCACUACAAGGUGAGAGGCAAAAAGCCAACAAAGGCAUAUAUUGCUGUCUUUCGUUGCUUUUCUAUAAAGGCGGUACAUCUCGAGUUAGUGACCGACUUAUCAACAAAUGAUUUCAUUGGAGCAUUAAAACGAUUUAUAAGUCGACGAGGGCGUUGUUUGAAUAUUUACAGUGAUAACGCAACAAACUUCGUAGGCGCCAAAAAUCAGUUAGCAGAACUAGAGGAAAGUGUUUAUUCUAAUGAAGGGCAAGAAGCAAUAAUUUGUGCUUGCAGUACUACAGGAAUAAACUUUCAUUUUAUUCCACCAAGGGCUCCACACUUUGGCGGUUUAUGGGAAGCAUUCGUAAAGUCCGCAAAAUAUUUGUUACUACACAGCGUUUCAACAGCAUCAUUGACGUAUGAAGAACUUGAAACAGUAGUGGUGGAAAUUGAAGCGAUAUUAAAUUCACGACCAUUGACUCCAAUGUCCAAAGAUCCAACUGAUUUGACAGCAGUUAAUGCUUAUUAA
Molecule: messenger RNA, 1692 nt
Organism: Teleopsis dalmanni
Lineage: Eukaryota; Metazoa; Arthropoda; Insecta; Diptera; Diopsidae
Exons: 1
Coding region: 1-1692 (563 amino acids)
Biological process (GO): DNA integration
Molecular function (GO): nucleic acid binding
Source: RefSeq, a predicted model, not a curated record